ACGACAGCAGACUGCAUCAAGUAACAUGGAAAAAGACGCUUCUUCUCUAGCGUUUGGUCUGGUCGCAGCUUCAGCGGCUAAAUUUCUGUUGUCGGCAUGGAUACGGAAUAAAAGACUGGAGAUGUUCGAGCAGAUUGGUACGGUGACCGAUGUGAUUUAUUACCCUGUAAAGUCUUGCCAAGGGAUACCAUUGGAAUCGGGCACUCUCUGUCCUCUCGGAAUCUACGCAAACGGAAUGGCGGACAGAAGCUGGAUGUUUACUCGUCCUGAUGGUUCAUUCCUAAGUCAGCGCCAGUGUCCUAGGAUGGCACUCAUCAAAGUCAGCAGUCAUGAUGACUUCAUCCAUCUUGAUGCCCCCAAGAUGCCAACUUUAAAGUUACCAAAGUAUCCAAAGGUUGACAUGUUUAGAGUUUUUGAAUGCAGGGUAUGGGGCCUGCCAAUACCAGGGAUGGAUUGUGGUGAAGAGGCAAACAAGUGGGCUUGUGACUUCCUUGGACAAGAAAACUUGCAUAUAGUUUUCUCAGCCCCAAAUAUGAAGAAGAAAAUUAUUUCUGAUGAAUGUCUGAAUCCAUGGACAGACCUUGUUCGUCCUGAAGAUCAGAGCGUCUUUUCAGACUUAACUUCUUACCUGGUUACCACAAAUAAAUCUCUUGAUGCUGUCAACGAACGUUUAGAAAAGCCUGUCUCCAUCAGGAACUUCAGACCAAAUAUUGUGAUAGAUACCACUCAGAAGGCAUUUGAUGAGGAUUUGUGGGGUGAGCUGCGGUUUGGGGACAAUGUAUUCAUGAGGUGUUUGCAUCCAUGUCCUAGGUGUAUUCUGCCAACAGUUGAUCCUGACACUGGAAAGAAAGAUCCCUCCUUGGAACCAUACAAAACACUGGAGAAAUUCCGAUGUAAACCUGGUUGUGGCGAAGCUCCUUUCUUCGGGAUCAACGCUGCUGUAGAUUUUCCAGCUGAUAUUCAUGUUGGAGAUCCUGUGUAUGCCAGGAACAGAACAAACUAGUUAAUAAUGUCGUAAACUUUACAAAAUCCUUGGUGAUUCAAUAUUUUAGAACAUCAUAGGCAAGUCUUUCCAAUUUAACACCCAGCAAUGACUUUAGGAGGAAUGAUGCUGGAGUUGUUUUGUUUAUAUGAGGAUGUAGUCUAGUCCAGAGAACUUAAGUUUUCAUUUUUUUCAAACUUAAGUGGCCUCUUUUACAAAGUUUAUUAAGCCUACUGCUUUGAUAUGAACUCCACAGAUAGGAUUUACAUGCUACAUGAAGUUGUACUUAUUUUUAAUGCAGGUAUUAAAUUGAAGUUAUAUCCCUUCGUUUAAAUCCUCACUAAGUUAUUGACUUAUGAUUUCAUAUCAUUAUAAACGAUAUUUAGAGCCAACACCGUUGUGAAGUCAACUCCCGGAGGUCAGUACAGCUUUCGGGAUUGAAUGGGAGGAGUGUCAUGACUAGUUUGGAUUAGAACUGACUAAAUUAUUACAGAAUUAUUGGUCAGAACGUAUUACUGCAUUAGCUACUGAAAUUGCUACAGCUAUGGGAACUAAAAUGGCACCUAAUUAUGCUAUAAUUUUUAUGGAUUUUGUUGAACGCCGAUUUCUAUCCUCGCAAGGACUAAUACCAUUAGUAUGGUGGAGGUACAUCGAUGAUAUUUUUUUCAUCUGGCCACACUCCCGAGAGGCACUAUCCUCAUUCCGUGAGGCCAUGAACACGUUUCAUAGAACUAUUAAGUUUACUUUUGAAGUAAGUGAGUUUGAAGUGAAUUUCUUGGAUACUACUAUCUAUAAACUUCCUGACGGGAAGUUGGGGAGUAAAUGGUUCAACAAACCAACUAAGGCAGAGUCUGUCUCGACUGUAUGCCUUGAUGAACAUUAACUUUUUACACUUGAACUAUUUCAAUCAUUAAUUUUGUUAAUUGAUUAUUUCAUGUAUUAGUUUCACUUAUGGUUUUCAUUUCAUAGCUUAACCGUGAAGGACUACUUAUGAUUCAAUGGACAUUAAUUAUUAGUGAGUUAUCGUACUUAGCACUGUUUACUGUAUACAAUCUAUAUUGAGGGUUAUCGUUCUUUAAAUAUUACGUCACAGUUAAAAUGUAAAUUUGCCCGCCCUAGAAGUACUUUAGGUGUCAAAAUUUGAUGGUAAAAUUGUCCUGAUGAAGCCCGGCUUGUAGGGCGAAACCGGUAGACGAACUACCUUAAUAAAAAUUGAAGAACCCGCCUGGAGUCUGUUGGAUUGAUCCAUAUAUACCUUCAUAUCAUUAUGUUGCAAUCAAUCAAUAUUAACGUGAUAGCCCUUCGUUUAAAUCCUCACUAAGUUAUUGACUUAUGAUUUCAUAUCAUUAUGUUGCAAUCAAUCAAUAUUAAUGUGAUAGCCCUUCGUUUAAAUCUUCACUAAGUCAUUGACUUAUGAUUUCAUAUCAUUAUGUUGCAAACAAUGCAUUUUUAACAUUGAUCUGACUUUAAUAAAACUUGCUACUAUGUUUUAUGGUAGAAUGGAAGUUAUUUUGUCUGAUAAUGUGUAUUGUUCUAGCUUUAUUUUUUAUUUGUUGUUGCUUUAUUUGAGAUUGUGUUCAGUUGUCUAUGAAUGAACUAAUCAUAUAGAAAGAAAGACAUUUCAUCCACAUGCUUUUACUUAUGCAAGGAUUUUGUUAAUAUUUGUGUUUGAUUUCUCUUUGUUGUACUAUUUAAUUACAUAGAGUUCAAUAAGAAAUGUGUGUUAUUGUUUAGGUACAUGAAACAGUCACAGAAACGACAUUGCACCUUAGAUUGUGUAAAGAAAUAAUGGUUUUGUUUACUAUUUCAAAUUUUAAAAAAUCUUUAAAAAUUGUGGAGCAGUAAUAUACUGUAUUCAAAGUAUUGAUAUUAUCAUUGACCAAUCAGGGAUUGCCUGAAUUUUACAGCAGGAAACUCUAUAUUUAAGGUGCUAAUAUUUUGUACAUCUUUGUAAACUUGUCAAAUAUAGAAAUAAGUGUAUUUAUGUCAAUUUGCCAAAAAAAAAAAAAAAAAAUUGUAUGUAUAUAUAUAAAACUACACCAUUUAGCUAUGGUUCUAGUACACUCCGAUUGGUUUAAUCUAUGGAUUUUGUUUGGUCUACUUGUGACUGGUAAAGUGUUUUGGCUUUGAUAUAUUGGUCAUUAGUAAAAUCUGUGGGCUCUGACAUUUCGGAGACUGGUAAGAUCUAUGGGCAUUGUUUGAUAUAUCGGAGACUGGUAAGAUCUAUGGGCAUUGUUUGAUAUAUCGGAGACUGGUAAGAUCUAUGGGCAUUGUUUGAUAUAUCGGAGACUGGUAAGAUCUAUGGGCAUUGUUUGAUAUAUCGGAGACUGGUAAGAUCAAAGGGCUUGUUUGAUAUAUCGGAGACUGGUAAGAUCAAAGGGCUUGUUUGAUAUAUCGGAGACUGGUAAGAUCUAUGGGCAUUGUUUGAUAUAUCGGAGACUGGUAAGAUCUAUGGACUUGUUUGAUAUAUCGGAGACUGGUAAGAUCAAAGGGCUUGUUUGAUAUAUGGAGACUGGCAUUGUUUGAUAUAUGGAGACUGGUAAGAUCAAAGGGCUUGUUUGAUAUAUCGGAGACUGGUAAGAUCUAUGGGCAUUGUUUGAUAUAUCGGAGACUGGUAAGAUCAAAGGGCUUGUUUGAUAUAUCGGAGACUGGUAAGAUCAAAGGGCUUGUUUGAUAUAUGGAGACUGGCAUUGUUUGAUAUGCAUUAUCUUUCAAAAUACAACUUGCAGUGUUGUUAUAAAGAAAAUAUUUUUUAAUUGGAUAAUCUUUAAUAUAAAUGGAUAAUUAUAUUGUUGAUACUGUAUGAUUUUUAUCACUGUAAUGUUUUCAUAAGUAUUUCUAAUCUUAACAUUUACCAUGCAGAUAUUUCAAAUAAAUAUAUUUAAAAAA
This is a messenger RNA of Ylistrum balloti, 3871 nucleotides long. RefSeq names its product mitochondrial amidoxime reducing component 2-like. The coding region runs from base 26 to 1003 and encodes 325 amino acids. NCBI's taxonomy places the organism in Eukaryota, Metazoa, Mollusca, Bivalvia, Pectinida, Pectinidae. Gene Ontology annotation, molecular function: molybdenum ion binding; catalytic activity; pyridoxal phosphate binding. The transcript is spliced from 7 exons. The record is from RefSeq and is a predicted model, not a curated record.